UGGGGGCGGGGGGCGGCGGGGGCCAGCCCGGGACCCGCAGUGCGCUCUCCACCGGAGAUUACGGUACCUGCGCUCGGUUCCCGCCCCGGCUUCCUGCCCUGGGGUUCUCGGGCGCAGUCGUUCCCGGCAGUGAGCUCAGCCUGACCCCGAUCUGCGGUCCCGCCCCCCGCCCGGCACCCUGGGCCGCGACACCUGCGCGAGGAGGCGCCCAGCGCCGAGCUGGUCCGACUGGUUCUGAGCAGGAAGCCGGCCGCCCUCGCUCCGCGCCGCCCGGGCGUCGCUCCUGCGGUCCGAGCCGCCGUCUGUCCAGCGCACCGGGGCUGGGGCGGGGACGAGGGCGGCGAUCCGGGAGCCCACACCCCGGGGCCGCUCCCGGCGGCAAAUCAGCGCGCGCCGGGGUGCGGGCGGGGGAUAUAAGCCCAAGUGACUUACCUGGGCCGGCGGCGGGGGAGGGGCGCGCAGGUGACACGGCCGGCGGAGCGCGCGGUUUCAGCAGCAGCAGCAGCAUGUCCGGCAGGAAGGACUGGUCGGCGCUGUCCAGCCUGGCCCGGCAGCGGAGCCUGGAGGAUGCGGAGGAGCAGCAGCGGGAGCACCGGCGCCGCCACCGGAACCUCAGCUCCACCGCCGACGCGGCCGAGGCGCCCCGGCCCGCCCAGGACAGAGGGCGGCCCUCCUCGGUCAGGCUGCCGAGCGUGGAGGAAGCAGAGGGGCCCACGCCACCAUCCCCAGGCUCCCGAGGGGAGAAGGAGGACGCCCAGGCCGUCCCCAGGACCCGGCAGGAGCGGAGACAGAGGCGACAGCUGGUGGAGGUUUCACAGACCCCCGUCCGGGAGCGGCUGGAGGCGGAGGAAGGAAGGGACGGCUCAGGCCCCGGGCCGGCUGAGCAGCGGCCCCCCACGCCCAAGAAGGAGGAGGGGGCGCCACCUCGCCGCAGACUGAGCCGGGAGCAGCGGGGCCCCUGGGCCCGGGAGGAGGAGAACCUGGUGGGCGGAGAGCCAGGAGGCGGGCAGCAGGGGGUCUCGCAGAGGAAGCCCUCUGCUCCAGAGGGGGUGGGGGCUCUGGAGAACAGGCCCAGCGCACGGGCAGCCUCCAGCUCUGGGAGCUCAUUGCUGUCCGAGAGGGCGGCGGUGUCAGAGAGAAAAAAAACAGUUCUAGAGAAAACAGGCAUCUCCGAGAAGGUGCCAAACCCAAGGAAGACGUCAAGUUCAGAACGGAGUCUGGUGUCUGAGAGAACGUUGCUCUUCGAGAAGUCAUCGACCCCAGAGACAAAGCUGGUCCCCAAGAGAGCCUCCGGCUCAAAGCAGCCCCCGCCCGGGGAGCAGCCCAACCCUCGGGAGCAGCCCCCGCCCUGGGAGCAGCACCAGCCUCGGGAGAAGCCCCAGCCUCAGGAGCAGCCCAAGCCUCAGGAGAAGCCCCAGCCUGAGGAGCAGCCCAAGCCUCAGGAGAAGCCGCAGCCCAGGGAGCAGCCUCAGGAGCAGCCCCAGCCCAGGGAGAAGCCUCAGCCCGAGGAGCAACCCCAGUCCGAGGAGCAGCCCCAGCCCAGGGAGGAGUCCCAGCCCAGGGAGGAGCCCCAGGCCCAGGUUCAGCUUCAGGCCCAGGAGCAGCCGGUGGCUGGGGGAGGCCAGAAAGCCGCUGCUCCCGCUGGGAAGGACCAGCUGUCCUCGGCAGAGCCAGGGACAUGCCGCCCUCUGUCCAGGACCGCUAGCCUCCCGCCCGUCACACUCAAGGUGAAAAUUCCUAGGAAGGAGGAAGAGGAGGGCACGUCCCCCUCCCCCAGGGCCACCUACAGCAGCUCCCUGCAGCGCUCCAGCCCCAGGACCAUCUCCUUCCGGAUGAGCUCCAGGACAAACAGCUCCGAAACAACCCUAACCCGAAGCGCCAGCGUGAGGCUCCCGGUGAAGCUGGGCGAGAAGCUGGAGAGAUACCAGUCAGCUAUCCAGAGAUCUGAGUCCAUCAAGGCCCUGGGUGCCUCCCGCACAGAGUUCUUCGUGGCGCCUGUGGGGGUGGCCAGCAAGCGCCACCUCUUUGAGAAGGAGCUGGCAGGCGCGGGACGCACGGAGACGGCCGCCAGCCGGAAGGAGAACCUGAAGCUCUCUGGGGCCGUGACAUCAAGGCUCAAACUGUGGAUCAGCAGGACCCAGGAGUCCAGGGAGGAGGACCCCCAGGAGGUGCAGGGAGAGUCGGCCGCCGCCCGGAGGACCCCCGGGGAGAAGAGAGCAGACUCGUCCCUGGAUGCUGAGGUGUGACCAGCCCGCCCGCCCGCCCGCUCUGCGCCCAGGGCCCUCCCUCCGGCCCGGCCGGCCUCCUGCAGCUGCGUCCCCGCCUCACACCACCCCGAUCCCUCUCUCCUCGGGCCUGGGCCAGACCGUCCGUCCGUCCGGGAGACCCCCGCAGCCCCGUCCCUGCGGCCCAGGG
Phyllostomus discolor (pale spear-nosed bat) is the source of this 2415-nucleotide messenger RNA. RefSeq names its product ladinin 1 (gene LAD1). Lineage: Eukaryota; Metazoa; Chordata; Mammalia; Chiroptera; Phyllostomidae. The coding region runs from base 507 to 2246 and encodes 579 amino acids. The record is from RefSeq and is a predicted model, not a curated record. Gene Ontology annotation, molecular function: structural molecule activity. The transcript is spliced from 11 exons.